Molecule: messenger RNA, 556 nt
Organism: Gekko japonicus
Lineage: Eukaryota; Metazoa; Chordata; Lepidosauria; Squamata; Gekkonidae
Gene: STUM
Product: chromosome unknown open reading frame, human C1orf95
Exons: 3
Coding region: 113-556 (147 amino acids)
Source: RefSeq, a predicted model, not a curated record
CCCGCUUUGGUAGAGUCGGACUCUCGCCCCGGCGGCUCCCCCGACCAAAGCGCCUUUGGGACGCGGUUGCCUCGUGCCCUCUCCUCGUGGCAAGACCGCUUCAACAGGCGGCAUGGACCACGGUCCUAAGGAAGGGGACUCGGCCGGAGCAGCGACCGGGGACGCUGGUCGGGGCGCCGCCUCUUCCUCCGGCGGAGUAGUGGUGCAAGUUCGAGAGAAGAAGGGGCCCCUGCGGGCGGCUAUUCCCUACAUGCCGUUCCCCGUGGCUGUUAUCUGUUUAUUCCUCAACACCUUCGUGCCGGGACUAGGGACGUUUGUGUCAGCUUUCACAGUACUGUGCGGAGCCCGGACUGACCUCCCCGACAGACAUGUUUGCUGCGUCUUCUGGUUGAACAUUGCCGCAGCUCUGAUUCAGAUCCUCACCGCCAUUGUAAUGGUUGGGUGGAUCAUGAGUAUAUUUUGGGGGAUGGACAUGGUAAUUCUUGCGAUGAAACUGAUGAUACCGCAAAGUGCCCUGGGCUCUACCAAGAACAAUAAAGGGUGGAAUUAUAAUUAG